Messenger RNA from Prorocentrum cordatum, 642 nucleotides. The record is from the annotation of a GenBank genome assembly. NCBI's taxonomy places the organism in Eukaryota, Dinophyceae, Prorocentrales, Prorocentraceae.
GGAGUGCCAGCACGUGAUGCCGCGGCUGAGGUCCCUGGUGCCCAACUCUGUCCAAGGGGCGGCCCUCCUCUCCUGCAAGCUGCGGGUGCUGUCGACGCUGCUGCCGCAGCUGCAGAAGCGCGGGCACCGCUGCCUCAUCUUCUCCCAGAGCACGCGGGUGCUGGACCUCAUACAGUGCUGCGUCCUGCGCACGCUGGGGCUCAAGUUCUUGCGCAUCGACGGCACCGUCGAGGCGAAAGACCGCGACCUGAAGCUCGCGAAGUUCCAGCAGCCGGACUCGCGCUAUUUCUGCAUGUGCCUGAGCGUGCAGACGGGUGGCACGGGCCUCACGAUCACAGGCGCCGACCGCGUCAUCCUGGUGGACCCGGCGUGGAACCCCUCCGCCGACGCCCAGGCGAUCGACCGCGUGCACCGCAUCGGGCAGCAGAAGGACGUGGUGAUCUACCGCCUCAUCGCCGCCGGCGCCAUCGAGGACAAGAUGUUCCGGCUGCAGGUGUUCAAACGCGGGGUGUCGAAGAGCUACCUCGAGCAAGAGCAGCAGCUCCGCUUUUUCUCGCACAAGGAGCUAAAACAGCUCUUCGAGCCGCCCAGCGAGGCCUCGUCCACGCAGUCCCUGAUGGCGGAGCAGAUCGGCACCGAGGC